AUGGACAGCGAACAACAACAACAAGCAGGUCCAUCUUCUCUCAUCGACAAAACCAAACAACAAAUCGCUGAAAAACCCUCUCACAAUGCUAGUGAAGAUGAAGAAGACGAAGAAGAACUCAUUGAUCAUAUCAAAAACGGUCCCUUUGUUCCCGGUCCUCUUCUUUCUCUCAAGGAACAGAUCGAAAAGGACAAGGAGGAUGAAAGCUUAAGGAGGUGGAAGGAGAAGCUGUUGGGUUGCUUGGAAAGUGAUUUAGAUGGUCAAUUGGAUCCUGAAGUGAAAUUUCACUCCAUUGGAAUUCUCUCUGAGGAUUUUGGUGAAAUUGUUACUCCUUUACCGGUGGAAGAAAAUCAGAACGGUCGCACGCUAUUCACGCUAAGGGAAGGCUCUCGCUAUCAGCUUAAGCUACAAUUUAGUGUUAUGCACAACCUUGUUUCUGGCUUGACUUACUCCAACACUGUCUGGAAAGGAGGGUUUCAAGUUGAUCAGAGCAAAGGAAUGUUGGGUACGUUUGCUCCGCAAAAGGAGCCAUAUGUAUAUGCGUUGAAGGAAGACACCACUCCCUCCGGUGCACUUGCAAGAGGCGUUUACUCGGCAAAACUUAAGUUUGAAGAUGACGAUAAAAGGUGUCAUAUGGAACUCAAAUAUUUGUUCGAGAUUAAAAAAAGCGGCUAG
Molecule: messenger RNA, 675 nt
Organism: Lathyrus sativus (Indian pea)
Lineage: Eukaryota; Viridiplantae; Streptophyta; Magnoliopsida; Fabales; Fabaceae
Source: the annotation of a GenBank genome assembly